AUGUUUGGGUAGGGAAGUGCGAAGUGGGAAGUUGGAAGUGUGGCGGGAGGAAGCUUCUUCUGAAAUCUUCGUGGCGAUAUGGGGGCCGAAGAAGUACAGGGUCCCCUGCCCAAGAAGGACAGGAAGGUUCCUCUCAUUCUCGGACUUCAACCAUCUGCCCUUGUUGAUCAUGUCGCUAGGGUGGAUUGGUCUUUGCUCGACCAGAUUACCGGAGAGAGAGGUGGCUCUCAGCCGGUUGCUAUUGAAGAGCUGGAGCAUAUAUUAAAUGAGCUGAAAACCCAUAUUCUUCCAACCCCUGAUGAUCCAUCUCCUAUCAUAACAAUAGCUGGCGGUAGCGUAGCUAAUACGAUCCGAGGUCUGUCUGUGGGCUUUCAGGUUACAUCUGGAAUAAUUGGUGCCUUUGCAGAUGAUGAGCAAGGCCGCUUGUUUGUACAUAAUAUGAGCUCUAAUGGAGUGAACCUUUCAAGAUUGAGGUUGAAGAAGGGACCCACAGCACAAUGUGUUUGCUUGGUUGAUGCAGUUGGCAAUCGGACUAUGCGACCCUGUCUGUCAAAUUCUGUUAGACUCCAGGCAGAUGAAUUAAUUAGAGAGGAUUUUACAGGUUCCAAGUGGUUGGUUGUGAGAUAUGCAAUUUCCAAUCUGGAAGUUAUUCGUGCGGCAGUUAGGAUUGCUAAACAAGAGGGAGUAUCUGUCUCCCUGGAUUUGGCCAGUUUUGAGAUGGUGCGAAACUUCAAGACAUCUCUUCUUGAAUUACUUGAAUCUGGGCACAUUGACCUCUGUUUUGCCAAUGAGGAUGAAGCAAAAGAGCUGCUAAGGGGUGAGCAAAAUGCUGGUCCAGAGGCUGCUGUGGAGUUCCUGGCGAAACAUUGCCGAUGGGCUGUGGUUACAUUAGGCCCUAAUGGAUGCAUAGUGAAACAUGGGAAAGAGAUGGUCAGAGUUCCAGCUAUAGAGGAAACACAAGCAACUGAUGCAACUGGAGCGGGUGACCUAUUUGCCAGUGGAUUCUUGUAUGGGUUGGAGAAAGGGCUGUCUCUUGAGGACUGCUGCAGAGUGGGCUCCUGCAGUGGCGGGUCCGUGAUCCGUUCACUUGGCGGCGAGGUUUCACCAGAGAACUGGCAAUGGAUGUAUAAGCAAAUGGAAGUAAAAGACCUCCCCCUUCCUGAUUUCUGUAAGCCCUAAGGGCAGAUUGAGGCAUUUCUAGGCCAUUCAGAAGGAUGAUUUUCACUUUCAUUGUGAGUGCUGACUGUUAGGUGAAGGGUAGCUACAGGGCCUUGUUGACAGCUAAGAGAGAGACCAUCUAGCUUUCAGAGGCUACAAGCAAAAUAGGCAGCGGGGUGGAAUGAUGGGAUGCUUUGGAGGAGACUCAAGUCCUAAUUCCGGAGCAUUCUGCUUUCUGCUUGCUACUACUUGUUUUCUUUGAUCUCAUUACUGAGUUCUGAGAAGACUAACAAAGAUGCUUGGCUUUUGAUUCUAUUUGGAUUUUGUGAUGCUGAGUUAACUUGGUUACUUCGAUCUGUUCCUUGAAAAAUUAACAGAAUUGGUGAGCCGAUGUGCAAUAUUGUUCAUCCAUUUGUAUCCCACUAUGAGGAAGCAUAUGCUUGGCAAUGUACUUCAGAAUGUUUUAUUGGUAAAUUUAUUUCAGUUCUCCCCUGCAGCAUCAAUCUGCAUCAUCCAA
This is a messenger RNA of Macadamia integrifolia, 1675 nucleotides long. RefSeq lists its product as uncharacterized. The coding region runs from base 79 to 1179 and encodes 366 amino acids. The record is from RefSeq and is a predicted model, not a curated record. The transcript is spliced from 8 exons. NCBI's taxonomy places the organism in Eukaryota, Viridiplantae, Streptophyta, Magnoliopsida, Proteales, Proteaceae.